AUGUCCAAAAGAUUUUAUUUCGGCGGCGAUGAUUCUUCUGCCUCUUCAGACGACAACCUCCCAUACCCAAAACCCCUUACUCGCGCGUCUUUUCUGACUCCUAGUUUUGACCCUGCAACCUUUUUGUCUACCCUUCACAAUCGACACCAAACACUCGAAGAUUUGCGCGCUGAGCUCCGGACUCGAAGCCAGGACCUCAACAAAGAACUACUCGAUCUCGUCAAUGAGAAUUACCAGGAUUUCUUAAGUUUAGGGAGCAGCUUGAAAGGUGGCGACGAGAAGGUCGAAGAGGUGCGGCUCGGAUUGUUGGGAUUUAGAAGGGAGGUCGAAGGCCUCAGGGGCAAGGUAGAUGGAAGAAGGCAAGAGGUAGAGGAGCUGGUGCACGAGAGGAAGAGGAUCAGGGAGAGUGUGCAAGUAGGAAGACGAUUGUUGGAAAUCGAAAGGAAAAUUGGAGAGUUAGAGGGUCGGCUAAUGCUCGCCUCAACCAUUCCUCAGAAGGCAGCGGUCAAUGAAGAGGAAGUAAUCCCGAGCGAAAGCGAGGAAGAGAGUGAUGAAGAGGAAAGCAACGGGAUUAGCAUCCCCCGAUUACAAAGGCACAUGGAGCAAUACCUGUACAUCAAGGGCUCGAUGGAAAGAAUCGGACCAGAACAUCCGUUUCUCAUAAAGCAGGAGGAGAGGGUGCUAAGGCUGAAGCAGACGGUGCUACUGGAUCUGAAUAGCGCGCUGAAGCAGGCUGUUGCAGGCGGCGAGAACAUGAGAGGGGAAUUGCUGAAGCUUCUGGGGAUAUACAAACAGAUGGGCGAAGCAAGUGAGGCCAUGCAAGUAUUGAAAGAAUCAAAACGGUAA
Molecule: messenger RNA, 846 nt
Organism: Letharia columbiana
Lineage: Eukaryota; Fungi; Ascomycota; Lecanoromycetes; Lecanorales; Parmeliaceae
Exons: 2
Coding region: 1-846 (281 amino acids)
Biological process (GO): Golgi organization; intra-Golgi vesicle-mediated transport; protein transport
Cellular component (GO): membrane; COG complex
Source: RefSeq, a predicted model, not a curated record